AUGGCCGACCAAUCUUCCUCCCGCGCCACCACCAGCGGCAGGAAAGACAAGUCUUCACCGGCCAAAUGUCCUUCUCAUCGCCGUUUCUGGAUUAACCAGCCGGUUGUUCAACGCUCCGGUGGUACCAACUUGAAAGACAGCCACAUCAAAUCACCCGAAUCCCUAUCAAGAUUCUUGAAAUUUUCGGAACACCGACUCCCCAACCAAUUCGAAUGGGUUUCCAUCGACGUCAACAUCGACAGAAGCUAUCAUGACUUCAUCACCCGCUAUUACUUCGACGGAGGCGAAGAAGACACCCGCGUUCUGAACUUCCCCUACUCCCCCGUUUUCCUCCGCUGGUUCCUCCGCGCUCCCGGUUUUAUCAGAUCCCUCCACGUCGGCAUCCGCGAGAAGAGAACCAAGAAACUGGCCGGAUUCAUCGCCGGCACGCCUGCUACAAUCCGAAUCAAAACAGAGAUCCACCGGGUCGCAGUUGCUAACCUCCUCUGCCUCCACAAGGCCCAUCGAUCUAAGCUGCUAGCGUGCGUUCUGAUCAACGAGCUCGCUCGCCGAGCCACAGUUAAUGAGAUUUGGCAAGGGGUUUACGCCACCGAAGCCCGCGUUGCCUCCCCCUUAUGUUCCUGCGAAUGGCUUCAACGCCUUUUCAACCCUGCGAAGCUCCGCAAGCUCGGCUAUGUCGCUAACAAGAAUAAAACGGAAAAAACGAAGCAAUGUCGAGAUUCAAAAUCUUCCGCCGGAGCCGGAGACGAUCGGGUUUCGUAA
Dendrobium catenatum is the source of this 762-nucleotide messenger RNA. RefSeq names its product glycylpeptide N-tetradecanoyltransferase 1-like. The record is from RefSeq and is a predicted model, not a curated record. Gene Ontology annotation, cellular component: cytoplasm. NCBI's taxonomy places the organism in Eukaryota, Viridiplantae, Streptophyta, Magnoliopsida, Asparagales, Orchidaceae. The transcript has a single exon. The coding region runs from base 1 to 762 and encodes 253 amino acids. Gene Ontology annotation, molecular function: glycylpeptide N-tetradecanoyltransferase activity. Gene Ontology annotation, biological process: N-terminal peptidyl-glycine N-myristoylation.